AUGGGAUUUGCUAUGGGAAUAUUGAAUGUAGAUGCUGGGAGCCUUAUGGAUUGGGUAUUCAUCCCUACAAUGGGUGAUGAAGUACUAAGGCUGACUCAUCCUGGACAAGAAUCUGGAGACAAAUAUUCAUAUUUCCCAUAUCAGUCUGAUUUGAAUCUAGUAAGCAGAAGUGCAUAUUCAUCCAAUGCGAAUCCUUACCUCUUCCAUUGGAUCCAAAUUUUCGGAUCCCUUAUUGGGCACAAAAGAUCGAUAAAUGCCAGAAUGAACUUCGAGGGAAACCUGGCAGAUGUAGGGUUAAAUGCCAUAGUCCUAGUAUGGGCAUUUGCUAGAGGAGGUGGCCUGGCACCACAAUUUGAGAAGGAAGGGGUCAAUUAUUUCGCCGAUCCUCAACUAGGGAAGACAGGAGGUGAUGAUGAUGAUGAUUAUGAUGAUAAUGCACCUGAAGGAGAGGCUAAAUCAACUAAGAGUAAAGAAGAUUGGCUAUGGAUCGAGACCCAAGGAAGAGAUCCGUCGACUUGGUAUAUGCUUCUGAAAUCAGGAGGGUUUAGAGUUCCUCCAGUUGUUUCUAAUUCCAUACGCCGUCAGAGGAGCCGAAUAGGAGAAGUAAGAGAAAACUCUGUAGGAGAAGCUAACCUUGAAUCGGACUAUGAUGACUCAUGUGGUUCAUUUGCUGAAGAAGACGACGAUAGCGAUUGUGAGAUUCAAGAAGAAAAUUUCAGUUAUCAUAUAGGAGACUACGACUAUUUUAGACAGAAGCCGUAA
This is a messenger RNA of Colias croceus (clouded yellow), 762 nucleotides long. RefSeq lists its product as uncharacterized. Lineage: Eukaryota; Metazoa; Arthropoda; Insecta; Lepidoptera; Pieridae. The coding region runs from base 1 to 762 and encodes 253 amino acids. The record is from RefSeq and is a predicted model, not a curated record. The transcript has 2 exons.